Archocentrus centrarchus (flier cichlid) is the source of this 1209-nucleotide messenger RNA. It is a transcript of the gene inka1b, whose product is annotated as inka box actin regulator 1b. The record is from RefSeq and is a predicted model, not a curated record. Gene Ontology annotation, molecular function: protein kinase binding; protein serine/threonine kinase inhibitor activity. The transcript has 3 exons. NCBI's taxonomy places the organism in Eukaryota, Metazoa, Chordata, Actinopteri, Cichliformes, Cichlidae. Gene Ontology annotation, cellular component: nucleus. The coding region runs from base 140 to 1069 and encodes 309 amino acids.
GUCAGAGGAGAGAGGACGCACAAAGAGAGAAUACACCUUGGAACAGCUGUUCGGCUGUGGAGUUGUUGAUUGUUCUGCGAUUCUGAUUAAAGCACAGAGAAAGAAAUCACGGGGUUUGAGCUUCAUUUUCUCUCAAGCAAUGCUGUGUUUAGGAGAUUCCUCUGACUGCCUCCAGGACCACAUGCAGUACAUGAGGAGAUCCCUGCAGGACUUGAAGCAGAUAAGCAGGCCGAGACCACUUAGUGAACCGUGUGUUCAGUCUUUUGCCGUCACUCGGCUCUACAAACAGAAGGCACAACAAGAGCGACUCACUCGACUGCGUGUUUCAGAUGCCAGUGAAGCCAGCACAUAUGACUCUGCUUGCUGCCUGGCCAUCCCACUGGAAGAAGAAGAGCAACAGGAGCAUGAAAGGCUGACACAGGGCUCUCCUAGCAGUGAGAAGAGUGUGGACUUGGACUUGGGUUACUCUGAAGCUUCUUGGCAUGAUGAAGGCGUGGUGCUGAGAAGGACCAGAAACAUACGAGUCUCUUCUUCUGCCUGUCUUCGCACAAACAGAGGACCUUCUGGUCGUAUCCGACCCAAAUCAACCUCAGAUGCGUGCCUGGAGCGCUGGACUUCAUUUGAGGCCAGUGAGCCACAGGACUGGACAACAUUGCUGCUGAGCCGCAGCAGGAACAGAAAGCCCUUGGUUCUGGGUGACAACAGUUUUGCUGACCUAAUAAAAAACUGGAUGGACCUACCGGAGCUCCCUGAGCCAGCAGAACAAAAGCCCAAUGCAGGCCGACGUCUUGCCAAAGACAUUUUGGUUAAUAUGCGUCGGAGACUGGCAGGGGUGUCUAAAGGUGUGGAGAUGAGGCAAAGGCCAGGAGACUCCACCAAGGUCUGCAGAGCUGCAGAGGCUCCUAAACGAAUGUCCUGUCCUGUGGGACUCCAAGGACUCAAACCUUUUUUUCACCAGUCCCACACAGGUCUGCAUACACUGGACACUGAUUUCUACCAGUUCACUGCUCUAAUGAAGACAGGCAGCCGACAGCCCAUCAUAUGCAAUGACAUCAUUGGCUACAUUUGAGCAAGACUGUACCUACAGACAUCAGUUUGAGUAGAACUACUUUAUUUUCAAUGUUUAUAUUCCUGGAAUAAAAACUUUUUAUUAUUAUUAUUUUUAUUAUUCAAUGGAAGUGUCUCCUCUUACUGCUUAAGUAUGAGCAG